Messenger RNA from Pollicipes pollicipes, 1397 nucleotides. RefSeq names its product sulfotransferase family cytosolic 1B member 1. Bases 137 to 1111 code for a protein of 324 amino acids. Lineage: Eukaryota; Metazoa; Arthropoda; Thecostraca; Pollicipedomorpha; Pollicipedidae. The transcript has a single exon. The record is from RefSeq and is a predicted model, not a curated record. Gene Ontology annotation, molecular function: sulfotransferase activity.
UUCGUCUGUCGGUAGCAAGACAGUCCGGUGAGAUAGCCCGUGGUCUUUGGCAAGUAAGAAGUUCGGCUUUGGAAGGCACCUGGUUUUUAUUGUUUCGACCAGCGGCGCAACAGCGCAGACAACAGCAAGUGUUGCCAUGGCGACCGUGAGCGCGACAGACGAGGAGACAGCUCGACGGGAGCAGCAUGCCAAGGCGAUGGCGGCCAAGCUGGCCCAGAUGAAGGUACCGGAUGACUGGAAGAUCCUGCCGGCCGACCCCAACUACAAGAACCCCCUGGUGCGCCACUUCCGCCACCGUGGCACCGUGCUCACCAACUACCACCUGGUCAACGGUUGCGUCGAGCACUGGGCGCGCUUCCAGGCGCGUCCCACGGACAUCUUCGUGGCCAGCUUCCCCAAGUCGGGCACCACCUGGCUGCAAGAGAUCGUGUGGAGGAUCGUGCACGGCGAGACAGGCGCCGGGGGCAAGGCCGACACGCCGCUUGAGUAUCGCUUCCCCCUCCUGGACAUGCCGUCGGCGGUGAACAUGGAGAUGCGCUCCGUCCACGAGAUGGACGACCCGCGCCUCAUCAAGACGCACCUGAUGUACGACCUGCUGCCGCCCAGCGUGCACACCAGCGGCGCCAAGGUGCUCUACGUCACUCGCGACCCCCGCGAUGUCUGCGUGUCCUACUACCACUUCUCCCGCAUGGUCAACUACGAGAAGUACCGCGGCACCUUCCCGGAGCUCCGCGACCGCUUCGUGCGGGGCGAGGUAAUGCACGCGCCCUACCGCGAGCACGUGCAGGGCUACCUGCGCCACUCCGACACCGUGCUCUGCGUGACGUACGAGCAGCUGCACGCUGACCGCGCGUCCGUCGUCCGUCGAGUGGCCGCCUUCCUCGGGCGGCCCGUGACCGACGACCAGGUGGAGAGCAUCGUGAGGCACACCAGCUUCGGCGCCAUGAAGGAAAACCCCGGCACCAAUUUCCGCCACUGGGAGAAGAAGGGCCUGGUCACCGCCGGCCAGGAGGGCACCUUCAUGCGCAAGGGGCAGGUGGGCGACUGGAGGAACUACUUCACCGAGGAGGAGGGCGACGCCUUCCUCAAGUGGGCCAACGAGCCGGUUUGAGGGCGGUGGCGGAGGAGGCGUGUGUCGCCACCGACCGGGCUGUUGCGGUGCGCGGAAGCGUCGGCAUGCGCGCUGCACUGAGGAAGAGGUGUGUCUGACCGGUGACUGCACCGGAACCCUCGUGUGCGGCGUUUUUGCGCGAGCGUAGAUUGCGUGCUGACGUGGAGUGCUGCGAGAGGACCUGCAGGAAUGGUAUUAGCAGUGCUGUAGAUGUAGUUUGGUAUUUGACGUUCUGGAUGUAUUUCCGAAUCAUGUAAUACACACUUGCUACAUGGAGAGUAAACGA